Molecule: messenger RNA, 930 nt
Organism: Rhagoletis zephyria (snowberry fruit fly)
Lineage: Eukaryota; Metazoa; Arthropoda; Insecta; Diptera; Tephritidae
Source: RefSeq, a predicted model, not a curated record
AUGUCUGGGAAUGGAGAAACCAACGGCCAACCGACGGCCUUUAAAUUUGGUGGCUUCAAGUUUGCCAAAUCUGCAAAACCCAAAUCAGCAAUCCUCCAGAUAGAAAACAAAUUUCAAGCGGAAAGUGCUACCGAAAACAAUGACAACAAUGUGGAUUUUAUUACCGUUAUUGAUGAUAAGCAAAUAAAGGGAACCAAACCUGAAUCUUCAAAGACCGGUGAAUUGAUCAUUCCGUUUAUAGCUGUGAACAAGUACAAAAUCGCCAAAACUAAAACAGAAAAUACAACAGACACAACUACCUCAACAACCGAAACCUCAACUGCCGAAAGUGACAUUGCUGGUGAUCUCAUUUCCAAAGCAAAGCGAGAGCUAAUUCAAGACGCCAAAAAAUAUGAAAAUGAUCAAGACGAUGCGAUACCAGCAUGGAAAUUAAUGGUCAUCAACAAAGCUCCUGCGGAGUAUGAAAAUGAUAGCAAACUAGAUGUUUCCAUCAGGCCGUCAGAGCCUACUCUGGAUGACUAUGAAAGUGUUCCUGUGGAAGCAUUUGGUUCUGCAUUAUUACGCGGAAUGGGAUGGAAGGCCGGAGACCCGAUUGGCGGCAUCAACAAGGCAAUCACGCCCAUCUUUGAGCCUCACAUUCGAGCAAGAGGUCUAGGACUUGGCGCUGAUGCUUCGCUACAAAAACAGCUGCAGAGUUCAGAAAAAGACAAGCGGAAACAUUCAAAUGAUGGCUUUGGCUUGAAAAAACAAUCUGUUGAUGAAGAAAAAAAGUCAGCUCCGCCGACAAAAGAGUCGUUGGCCAAAAAUGGUGGUCAUCAUCUGGAUACUAAAAACUCUCGAUCUUCUAAGCAUUCUUCGCACUCACGACCGAGACUCCACUCACAGUCGACAUCGGCCAGUUUCGCCGAAUUCACGAAAGUCGCCAGUUGA